Messenger RNA from Myotis davidii, 5710 nucleotides. RefSeq names its product protein tyrosine phosphatase, non-receptor type 21 (gene PTPN21). The record is from RefSeq and is a predicted model, not a curated record. Gene Ontology annotation, biological process: protein dephosphorylation. NCBI's taxonomy places the organism in Eukaryota, Metazoa, Chordata, Mammalia, Chiroptera, Vespertilionidae. Gene Ontology annotation, molecular function: protein tyrosine phosphatase activity. The transcript is spliced from 18 exons. Gene Ontology annotation, cellular component: cytoskeleton. Bases 232 to 3345 code for a protein of 1037 amino acids.
CAGUGUGUUCCUUUCCUCAGCCCUGGUGUGGAUGCCCCCGUCGCCUGGCCCGUGGAGACUCAGUUGCGUUUUAAUGGCGGCAGCAGCUGCUGGGUGAGCAGCUGGGGACUGUGCUACGCUCCCGGCAGGAGAGGAGAGGAGAGGAGAGGGAGCGCCCUCCUCCCCGGGCACCGCCGCUGCAUUGGUGGCCCUGCCUUUCCCUCGUUACCCCUCCGCUCUUGAAGAGAGAAGAUGCCACUGCCAUUCGGAUUGAAACUCAAACGCACCCGGCGCUACACGGUGUCCAGCAAGAGCUGCCUGGUUGCCCGGAUCCAGCUCCUCAAUAAUGAGUUUGUGGAGUUCACGCUGUCUGUGGAGAGCACAGGUCAGGAGAGCCUGGAGGCGGUGGCCCAAAGGCUGGAGCUGCGGGAGAUCACGUACUUCAGCCUCUGGUACUACAACAAGCAGAAUCAGCGCCGGUGGGUGGAUUUGGAAAAGCCUCUGAAGAAGCAGCUGGAUAAGUACGCCCUGGAGCCCACCGUCUCCUUCGGAGUGGUGUUCUACGUGCCUUCCGUGUCCCAGCUACAGCAGGAGGUCACCAGGUAUCAGUAUUAUCUGCAGCUGAAGAAAGAUAUCUUGGAAGGAAACAUUCCGUGUACAUUAGAACAAGCAAUUCAACUAGCAGGCUUGGCUGUUCAAGGUAAACUUGUGUACAUACUUACUGCCGUGUGUUUUCUUCAGGGCUGGCUACAGGAUGAAAAGGUAUUGGAAGAAGCAACCCAAAAAGUGGCCUUACUGCAUCAGAAGUACAGAGGGCUCUCAGCUCCUGAGGCGGAAAUGCUGUACAUGCAGGAGGUGGAGAGGAUGGAAGGCUACGGAGAAGAGAGCUACCCUGCGAAGGACAGCCAGGGCAGCGACAUUUCCAUCGGAGCCUGUCUGGAGGGCAUCUUUGUGAAACACAAGAACGGAAGGCCUCCUGUGAUAUUUCGGUGGCACGAUAUUGCUAACAUGUCCCACAAUAAGUCGUUCUUUGCCUUAGAGCUGGCGAGUAAAGAGGAGACCAUCCAGUUUCAAACGGAAGACAUGGAAACAGCAAAAUACAUGUGGAGACUCUGUGUGGCGAGGCACAAGUUUUACAGACUAAACCAGUGCAGCCUGCAAACGCCGACCGUCACCGUGAACCUGAUCAGGAGGAGGUCUUCUUCCAGGAUGUCUCUGCCUAAGCCUCAGCCCUAUGCGAUGCCCGCCCCACCCCCGCUGCAUUACAAUGGACAUUACACAGAACCCUACACUUCUUCUCAAGAUAACCUCUUUGUGACCAACCAGAAUGGAUACUACUGUCACUCUCAGACCAGCCUGGAUCGAGCCCAGAUCGACCUCAACGGUCGCAUCCGCAACGGCAGUGUCUACAGCGCGCACAGCACCAGCUCCUUGAACAACCCCCAGCCCUACCCGCAGCCCUCACCCAUGUCCUCCAACCCCAGCAUCACCGGGAGCGACGUCAUGAGGCCCGACUACGUCCCGUCUCACCGGCACAGCGCGCUGAUUCCCCCGUCCUACCGCCCGACCCCCGACUACGAGACGGUAAUGAAGCAGCUCAACCGGGGGAUGGCUCACGCGGAGCGGCAGAGCCACUCGCUGAGAAACCUCAACAUCGGCCACUCGUUCGCCUACAGCAGGCCCGACGCGCUGGUCUACAGCCAGCCCGAGAUCCGGGAGCACGCCCACUUCCCCUCUCCCCAGUCGGCCCACUACCCGUUCAGCCUGAACUACAGUUUCCACAGCCAGUCCCCGUACCCCUACCCCGCAGAGCGGCGGCCCGUGGUGGGCAUCACGCGGCGCGUCCACCACUCGGUCCAGACCUUCCAGGAGGACAGCCUGCCCGUGGCCCACUCCCUGCAGGAGGUCAGCGAGCCCCUCACUGCCGCGCGGCACGCUCACCUGCAGAAGAGGAACAGCAUCGAGCUCGCGGGGCUGACGCACAGCUUCGACGGCAUGAGGCUCAAGGACAGGACCAUGUCGGCCUCGGCCGCAGACGUGGCCCCGCGGGCCAGCUCCGCGGGCUCCCAGCCAAAUGUCUUCCCAGACAGGACGAGACGGGCAGAGACGGCCGAGCAGGAAGGCCUGAGAUACGGUCACAGCAAGUCCCUUUCCGAGGCCACUAUGCUGAUACACAGCAGCGACGAGGAGGAGGAGGAGGAGCCAGAGGAGGACAGCAGGGCACGGGCUGUGCUCUCCCCACGGGCACGUGAGCCCCGGGGCAGUUACUCCCAGGAGCCGCAGGCGGGCUGCUCCUGCGCCUCGGCCUCUGCAGGCGCGGGCCCCCUGCACAUCCACGAGCCCAAGGCCCAUGGAAUGAAAAAGAGCCGAGUAGAUGCAAAAAAAAUGGGUCCUCUCAAGCUGGCUGCCCUGAAUGGACUGUCGCUGUCUCGCCUGCCUCUGCCCGACGAGGGGAAGGACGUGUCAGCCAGAGCCACCAAUGAUGAGAGGUGUAAAAUUCUGGAACAGCGGUUGGAACAGGGAAUGGUGUUCACAGAAUAUGAAAGAAUCCUUAAAAAACGGCUCGUCGAUGGGGAGUGCUCAACGGCACGACUCCCGGAAAAUGCCGAAAGAAACCGAUUCCAGGACGUGCUUCCCUAUGACGAUGCCAGAGUGGAGUUGGUCCCAACCAAAGAGAACAACACCGGGUACAUCAACGCAUCCCAUAUUAAGGUCUCUGUCAGUGGGAUGGAAUGGGACUAUAUCGCCACGCAGGGCCCGCUGCAGAACACCUGUCAGGACUUUUGGCAGAUGGUGUGGGAGCAGGGAAUUGCCAUUAUAGCGAUGGUGACAGCAGAAGAGGAGGGCGGAAGGGAGAAGAGCUUUAGGUACUGGCCACGCCUUGGUUCCCGGCACAACACCGUCACCUACGGAAGGUUCAAGAUCACCACCCGGUUCCGCACAGACUCGGGGUGCUACGCCACCACCGGCCUGAAGAUGAAGCACCUGCUCACGGGGCAGGAGAGGACGGUCUGGCACCUGCAGUACACGGACUGGCCGGAGCACGGCUGCCCCGAGGACCUCAAGGGGUUUCUGUCAUAUCUUGAGGAGAUCCAGUCUGUCCGACGCCACACAAACAGCACGAGUGAACCCAAAGGCCCCAACCCCCCGCUGCUGGUCCACUGCAGUGCGGGGGUGGGGAGGACCGGCGUCGUCAUCUUGUCCGAGAUCAUGAUCGCCUGCCUGGAGCACAACGAGGUGCUCGACAUCCCACGGGUGCUGGACAAGCUGAGGCAGCAGAGAAUGAUGCUGGUGCAGACCCUGAUCCAGUACACGUUCGUGUACAGAGUUCUCAUCCAGUUCCUGAAAAGCUCCAGGCUCAUAUAAGCUCCCACGGCUGCCGAAGGGGACCCGCCCAUGUGAAGCGUUUACAGUCAGAACAGGGCCUGCCUGACUCACAUUCACCCCUCGACACUCGUCCACGCAGAAGGCUCACUGGGAAGUAAGGGCGGUGUGGAUGCCGGCACUGAGGGAGCGAGAAGGCUGCAGGGGACGUCACCUGGGACGAUGCCAGAGAUGGAGGACUUGGUGUCCAGGGUGUGGCCCUGCCCGGUCUGUCCGAUUUGCAGCACUUGCACACAUUUUUGGAGACUGUGUUUUCUAGACAAUUCUGUAUUUUACUGAAGCUAUGCUGGGCAACUCUGGCAAUCAUUAACAGGCAUAGAUUUUUAUCUUAAACAAGUUUUUGCUAAUGGAAUUUUAUUUCAUGACUAAAAUAUUUGGGGGUUUUCUUGUUGAGAAACUGAACUUUUCCGUGGAGAUGAUCCACAAAUAUGAGUGGUUCCUUUUUAACUUUGUAUUUAAAAACCAUGUUAUUAUCUUUUGAUAUUUUUAAAAAACCUUGGGUACUUAACAGUUUAGUUACCAAAUCCAAACUACAAGAAGGAUUUACAAGUGUUAUUUUGAAACAUGAAGAAAGCAUUAUUAUAUUCAGAAACAUUUUUUAUCCUAAAAAUUCAUAUAUUUUUUACCUUCUAUAUUUUCCAAAUCAGAGUUUGACUCAUUAAGGUACGGAAACGAAUCAGUUAAGGGAAAGCUGUGAAUGAAGGCACAUCAUUUUAAAAUGGAAGAGAACAAUCAGAUUCACUGUGUUUUUUUUUUCUCAGUAUUAUUCAUAAACCUAAAUGAGUUUGAUUUUAUUGGUUGAAAAUGAAGUGAAAUUGUGCAGGUUGGGUUUAAGCACUUUUUCUUGGUUAAAAACAAUAGACCUGAGUUAGACUACGUGUGCUGCUUUACAGAGGAAAUGCUAACACAAGCAGGGGACGUUGUUCUGAAGGAGUUUUGGAAGAGGUCAGGGGUGAGAGUAUGUAGAUGCCUGGGACAUGAGUACGUGUCGUGUCCGUGCAGGAUGGCAAAUGCAAGAUGCCUUUGUUUUUACAAAAACGCAGUAUUAUCUAUCCUCAGACUGAGGUGCUGGGAUGGAGAGGGGGAGCCCGGGAGUGUGGGGCUGACCCCCCAGAGAUGGGAAUCCCCAGGCAACUCCAGGCCUGUCAAUGUCAGAGAUCACUUGGGUUCCCUUGGAGUUCUUCCACUCCAACCUCUAUUCUUUUUUAACAAAUACAAUCCAGUUAAUAUUAUCAUGGAAAGGAGCCUUCAAGAAGCUUCCUUUUCUUUUGGUUGAAAGAAGAGUUAGUUAUAGUUUUACGUCAUCUCCCAAGACCGCAGCCCAAACUUGUGGGGCUAGCAGAGGUCACUUGGUGUUCAAGAGGUACUUGAGAUUUAGUGUCCCUGCCCCCUGACUUCACCCCUGAGGUCAAUUUUAGCCUCUUAGUUACUCCUCCCCCACCGCAGUGGGCAGAACAAGGCUGACCAGGGGGAGAGUGCCACCUUUGGCCCAGGCGGGGGUGGCCUGGUCACAGUGGGAGUUGAGCAGGUAAGGACUCAUUGGUACGGUCAGCUGAGGAGCCACCCCUUUCUUCCUUCUUCUGAGGCUGCUUCUCCAAAAUACAGUUUCCAAAUCGUUCAAUCUAGGGCUAUUUCCCCGAAAUUCAAUAUCCUAGGGGUGUUUCCAGUCCCGGUGUUAACUCCUAAAGCAGUUUAACUCACUAUUGUGACCGACCACUGAGUAUGUAUUAUCAGCUGUGGGACAGGUUUCCUUCAUACAGCGUGGACCUGCCUAACUCUGAGUUACCCAGAAAGCAACCAUGUAUGAGGAAAAUUCCGAAGACGUUAGUGGAAAGGAAUAUUGGAAGUGAGCACGUUUGUCACGUCGGAACAAAAUAUUAAUUUUAAAUCUGACAUUGUUUCUGAGAGUCCUGCUUGAAGAGCAGUAGACCUAAGGGUAAAUAUUCAGAAAGAAGAACGGACGAAACCUUUUUUUAUGGUGAUAUUUCCCACCUCCACACCAUGUAAAAGACAGGAGUGUUUCUGAUGAUGUUUUUUCUUCCAUGGUAGGUUUUUAAAAAAUGCUUUUCUGUCAGGUGGAAAUAUUUCAAAGUGUCUCACUGAUAAGAACAUAACGUAAGUCAAAAUCUGAAGAGUAAUAUAUGGUAUGUUUGUGUUCCUGUUGUCAUAAUUUGAGUAUAAGAAAGUAUGAGGGCCGAAUGGCAGUUCGAAUGUCACGCUUACGAUGUUGCAUGUUUGACAUAGCUUCUCAGACCAUGUAACCUUUUGUCCCAUUUGAAUUUUUAAAUUUUUCAUUAUAGUUAGUGAAUAUGAAAGUAUUUCUGAAUAAAAAUAAAUCUAAAUUAUA